Molecule: messenger RNA, 1398 nt
Organism: Anarrhichthys ocellatus (wolf-eel)
Lineage: Eukaryota; Metazoa; Chordata; Actinopteri; Perciformes; Anarhichadidae
Product: cytochrome c1
Exons: 12
Coding region: 246-1205 (319 amino acids)
Biological process (GO): positive regulation of neutrophil extravasation; homotypic cell-cell adhesion; T cell extravasation
Cellular component (GO): plasma membrane
Source: RefSeq, a predicted model, not a curated record
UCUCUCUUCCAAUCCAGACAAAAGGAGAGGACGACAGAUCCACGGUAGCGCGCACUGAGCUGAGCAUCCGAGCACCUUGGAGACUCCACGGUUUUGAUCCGACGCACAAGAACGCACCGGCACACCUAUACACGCACGCCCUCCAGGUCCACCUGAAACGUCCAGGCCGGUUGAUUGUCCUGUUUGAAGGCAGAAAAAAGAGGGUCUGAGCACCGGUUCAAUCGCAGCCAGAACACCGCGUUCCCAUGAUGUCAUACCUGUGGAUUCUGCUAUUAGGAAGCCUGCUGGCUACAAGCGCCCAGGCACAAGAUGAUGAAGCCCCAACAGAGGAGGCAGCAGCUCCUGAGGCCCCGGCCCCUGAAGCAGACACAACGGCAGAGGUCAAUGGAGAUUCCGCCGCUGACAAGGAAACUGAGCAUACAGCCGAGGAAAUACCACCAACAGCGAGUGAGCCUGAUAAUGAAGCCGGUGAACCAGUGACUCCUGCGGUUGUAGUGGCAGACACGCCUGCAGCAGACACCGAGCCGGAGGUGAAGGCAGGGGCGGAGGCAGAUGCAGAGGCUGAGGCCACUACAACAAUAGAAGUGCCUGCAGCUGAUCCUGAGGUCAUUGAUCCAAACGCUGAGGAACCAACUGCUCUCGGAGAGGAGGAAGCUACAUCAAGCACUGGUGCAACACCUGCUGAGGAGGAGAGUGGACCUGAGGCCACAUCAGCAGCAGAUCCAGCUGUAGCAGAUAAUGAGGAAAAAACAAUUGAUCCUACUGCUGAUGCACAACCAACAAAAUCAGCUGUUGAGGAAAAAGUCGAACCAGAAGUGGAGGUCCUUGUUCCAGAAAUUGAGGUGGAUGAUGUUCCUGAGGUGAAUAAUGAUGUAGGGUUUGACAUUGGAGAUGCUCUGUCAGAAGACAAUGUGGUGGAAGGCCCAGGAAAGAGGAGCAGCUUUGAAUCUGGGACACAUGCUGCUGGCGCAAGUGGAGAGGUCAAACCUGAAGCCCAAGAGGCCAGCUCCGGCUCUUUGGCAGCCAUCCUGAGUGCAAUUGUGGUGUCUGUAGUGGGAGCAGUUGUUGGAUACUUCACCUACCAGAAAAAGAAACUGUGCUUCAAAGAUAGACAAGAAGUGGAUCCAGAAGCUGCACGCAAAGCUGUUGCAACAGAGGCUCAGUCAGAUCCCCAGGUCCUUAGUAACCUGCUGAACUCCUCCUAGACCAGCAAUGAUCACAUGACUGCCUGGACCAACGACUGGCAAGCAUAGUGGCAAAUCUCACUGUUAAGCUCUAUCGUCUUCUGUGGAGCUAAAUUACUGUGAGGCCCCGGAGUAGGGCUGUGUGUGUGUGUGUGUGUGUGUGUGUCUCUGUCUGUUUGAUUUUGUGUGUGUGUGUGUGUGCGUGCGUGCCUGC